AGGACAUGGGCAGCAAACCGUCCACACCAGGCGGUGACCCCACAGCACAGUGCCCUGGGACAGAAGGCAUUCAUGCUGCAUACAAGCAAGGAAACCCCAGCAGGGCCCGGCACCUGCUCAGAGAGGCUUGUGAUGAGAGCACGUCCCAUCUGGAAAAGGGCCAGCUUCUGAGCAUCUCGGCGGCCUAUGGCGAUCUGGAGACCGUCCGGUACCUUCUCACCGAGAGACGGGUGGAGCUGCCCACCGAGCCCACCGAUGACAAUCCAGCUGUGAUGGCAGCACAUUUUGGGCACACUGACGUGGUGCAGGAGUUGCUCGAGUCUUUGCCAGGUCCCUGCAGCCCCCAGCGGCUGCUGAACUGGAUGCUGGCUUUGGCUUGUCAGCGAGGGCACCUGGGGUUGGUGAAGCUCCUCGUCCUGACGCACGGGGCCGACCCGGAAAGCUACGCAGUCAGGAAGAACGAGUUUCCUGUCAUCGUGCGCUUACCCCUGUACGCGGCCAUCAAGUCAGGAAACGAAGACAUCGCCAUAUUCCUGCUUCGGCACGGGGCUUUUUUCUGUUCCUACAUCUUACUGGACAGUCCUGACCCCAGCAAACAUCUCCUCAGGAAGUAUUUCAUCGAAGCUAGUGCCUUGUCCAGCAGUUGUCCAGGGAAAAUGGCUCUUCGUGUGAAAUGGUCCCACCUCAAGUUGCCCUGGGUGGAUCUGGACUGGCUCAUAGACAUCUCCUGCCAGAUCACAGAGCUGGACCUUUCUGCCAACUGCCUGGCUUCCCUCCCCUCCGUCAUCCCCUGGGGACUCAUCAACCUCCGGAAGCUGAACCUCUCCAAGAACCACCUGGGGGAGCUGCCUGGUGUGCAGUCAUCAGAUGAAAUCAUCUGCUCCAGGCUCCUCGAGAUUGACAUUUCCAGCAAUAAACUGCCCCACCUCCCACCGGGAUUCCUGCACCUCUCAAAACUUCAAAAACUGACAGCUUCCAAAAAUUACUUAGAAAAAUUGUUUGAAGAAGAAGGUGCCACUAACUGGAUUGGUUUGCGGAAGCUACAGGAACUCGAUAUUUCUGACAAUAAAUUGACAGAACUCCCUGCACUUUUCCUUCAUUGCUUCAAGUCGCUCAAUUCUCUGAAUGUCUCCAAAAAUAACCUGAAGGUGUUUCCAGAUGCCUGGGCCUGCCCUUUGAAAUGUUGUAAAGCAUCCAAAAAUGCCCUGGAAUCUCUACCGGACAAGAUGGCUGUCUUUUGGAAAAACCACCUGAGGGAUGUGGAUUUCUCAGAAAAUGCUCUCAAGGAAGUUCCCCUGGGGCUUUUCCAGCUUGAUGCCCUCAUGUUCCUAAGGUUACAGGGAAACCAGCUCAUGGCGCUGCCGCCUCAAGAGAAGUGGACCUGCAGACAGCUCAAAACCCUGGAUCUUUCCAGAAACCAAUUUGGCAAAAAUGAAGACGGACUGAAAACAAAGCGUAUUUCCUUUUUCACCACCAGAGGGCGCCAGCGUCCUGGGACCGAGACAGCGGGGGUGCUGGAAUUCCCGGCCUUCCUAAGUGAGUCUUUGGAAGUCCUUUGUCUGAAUGACAAUCACCUGGACGCCAUCCCUCCCUCGGUUUGCCUCCUGAAGAGUUUAUCGGAGCUUUACCUGGGAAACAAUCCUGGCCUCCGAGAGCUCCCUCCUGAGCUGGGGCAGCUGAACAAUCUCUGGCAGUUGGACAUUGAAGACCUGAACAUCAGCAACGUGCCCACAGAGAUCAAAAAAGAAGGCCCCAAAGCAAUGUUGUCUUACCUGCGCGCUCAGCUGCGGAAAGCAGAGAAGUGCAAGCUGAUGAAGAUGAUCAUCGUGGGUCCUCCGCGCCAGGGCAAGUCCACCCUCCUGGAGAUCUUACAGACGGGGAGGGCCCCCCAGGUGGUGCACAGCGAGGCCACCAUCAGGACCACCAAGUGGGAGCUCCAGAGGCCAGCUGGCUCGAGAGCCAAGGUGGAGUCUGUGGAAUUCACCGUCUGGGACAUCGGCGGCCCCGCGAGCAUGGCCACCGUCAACCAGUGCUUCUUCACAGACAAGGCCCUGUAUGUGGUGGUCUGGAACCUGGCGCUGGGGGAGGAAGCUGUAGCCAACCUCCAGUUCUGGCUGCUCAACAUCGAGGCCAAGGCCCCAAACUCGGUGGUGCUGGUGGUCGGAACGCACCUGGACUUAAUCGAAACCAAAUUCCGAGUGGAGAGAAUCGCAACACUGCGCGCCUACGUGUUGGCACUCUGCCGCUCGCCCUCUGGGUCCCGGGCCACCGGCUUCCCGGACAUCAGCUUCAAACACUUGCACGAGCUCUCCUGUAAGAGUCUGGAAGGCCAGGAGGGGCUGCGGCAGCUGAUUUUCCACGUCACGUGCAACAUGAAGGAUGUGGGCAGCACCAUCGGCUGCCAGAGACUUGCGGGGAGGCUGAUCCCCAGGAGCUACCUGAGCCUCCAGGAGGCCGUGCUGACCGAGCAGCAGCGCCGCAGCCUGAACGACGACGUGCAGUACCUAACGGACAGGCAGCUGGGGCAGCUGGUGGAGCAGAUGGCCAACAACGACAUCAAAGACUAUGAGGACCUGCAGUCCGCCAUCAGCUUCCUCAUAGAAACCGGCACCCUGCUGCACUUCCCGGACACCAGCCACGGCCUGAGGAACCUCUACUUCCUUGACCCCAUUUGGUUGUCCGAAUGUCUGCAGAGGAUCUUCAACAUCAAGGGCUCGCGGUCAGUGGCCAAGAAUGGGGUGAUCCGGGCAGAGGACCUCAGGAUGCUGCUGGUGGGGACGGGCUUCACGCAGCAGACGGAGGAGCAGUAUUUCCAGUUCCUGGCCAAGUUUGAGAUCGCCCUGCCUGUGGCCAACGACAGGUGA
Molecule: messenger RNA, 2864 nt
Organism: Leptonychotes weddellii (Weddell seal)
Lineage: Eukaryota; Metazoa; Chordata; Mammalia; Carnivora; Phocidae
Source: RefSeq, a predicted model, not a curated record